Messenger RNA from Rosa chinensis, 2593 nucleotides. Its product is annotated as F-box/kelch-repeat protein At3g06240. Gene Ontology annotation, biological process: cyclic nucleotide metabolic process. NCBI's taxonomy places the organism in Eukaryota, Viridiplantae, Streptophyta, Magnoliopsida, Rosales, Rosaceae. The record is from RefSeq and is a predicted model, not a curated record. Bases 274 to 2091 code for a protein of 605 amino acids. Gene Ontology annotation, molecular function: protein binding; 2',3'-cyclic-nucleotide 3'-phosphodiesterase activity. The transcript is spliced from 5 exons.
UCUGAACUCAGAACAGAGGAAUAGACUCGGAGAAGCCUAGAUUUGCUGCUACACGACCUCAAACGAGAACACAAUAAUCUGCUCAGUCUACUCUCAUCGUCCCAUCUGCGUCCCAAUUCUCAAUUCCUAAUACCAUCCUAUAUCCAUCUCUAUCUGUCCCUUUGUUCUCUGAGGACUCGGGUAACUCCACGAGCUCUUCUACUGCUUAAUUUAGUCUGAACAUUUACAAAUAGCAUUUGAUAUUGACCUGGUGUCAAUUUUUCUUGUGUGUAAAUGGAGAUAGAAAACGAGAAGGGAAUGGCAGAGUGUGGCAAAAAUAUUGUUGAAGAUGUGGUGAAGCAAAUCCUAUCAACUCUGCCUCCCAAAACUCUGAUCCGAUUCAAGUGCGUCUCUAAAAGGUGGUAUGCUCUGAUCACCGACCCCAGGUUCGUAGCUAAGCACCUCUCCAAUUCCAUGCACAACAAUCUCUCUACAACUAGCGUCCUUUUGAAGCGUUCAGUCUGUAAGGACACAAGGGACGCUGAAGAGCCUGAAAUGGUUUUCUCAUUUCUUAAAUUUCGCAACGAUAUUGAUAAUGGUGGUGAACAUGCACAUGAGGAGCAUAGCUAUUUUUCUGGGGCGGAGGACGUCGAGAUUCCUCUGAAGACUAGCUCCAAAUCGCUGCAAAUUGUAGGCCAUUGUGAUGGGAUCAUAUGUCUAGUUGAUCUAACAGGUGAUGAGGUGUUUUUGUGGAAUCCAGCAAUUCAGGAAUCCAAGCUUCUGCCUCCCAAUCCAUACCUGCAAGGAUAUGCGUUCUAUUAUUAUGCUGUGGCAUUUGGCUAUGAUCCUAAAUCCAAGGGCUACAAAGUUGUUAAAAUUGGUUGUCCUUAUCCUGUUGGUAGAGAAAGGGAUGAUAAUGGAUAUUACAUCUAUGAUCCCUACAAAGCGGUAUUAUACACCCACAUGGGUACUGAUUCAGAUUCUUGGAGAGAGAUCAAGACUUAUUCUUUAGAAACACAAACUACUAUACUUUGGCCCGAAACUUUCCAGAUGUACUUCAAGAAUGUGUGUUAUUGGACGGGACAGGAGCAACAUAAGGAAUUGCAUGCAUAUGAAGCAGAUUAUCCGGAGGAUCAAUUCAUUGGGAAGAUGAUCAUAUUCUUUGAUCCAGUGGAUGAGGUAUUUCAUGAUAUGUUGUUCCCGGAUUGCUUUUAUGAUGGGAACGAGUUUUUUUUUGGUAUGCGCCUUCUAGUGUGGAAUGAAUCCAUUUCUCUUUUUGGAUUGCAAAAUACUUUUUCAAAAUUAGGUGUAUCUUUUGGAAUAUGGGUGAUGGAUGAACUUGGUGGUCCCAAGGGUGCUUGGACUAAACACAUAGCAUUCGAGCUUACCGAAAAGCCAUUAGCAUUUUUGAACAGCGAUGAGAUUCUUUUGGCUGACACAAAUGGACACGUAAUUUUUUAUAAUCUGAGUACCAAAAAGCUCAACCACCUGCCCAUUCAAAGUGUACGAGAUGAUGACUAUAAAGCUGUUGUCUAUGUGAAUAGUAUAGUUUCGGUCUUGGGAGGCAACAGGCUUGGGAGGAGAGAUGAUUCUAGCAAUGCUGAAAUUUCUCACUCCAAGUACACUUCUUCUCCAUUGAGUCACUCGAUUUUGGAAAAGACUCACUCAUAUUCAGUCUGGGCAAUUCCGCCAGAUGAAGUGUCUAUCAGAGUCAAGAAGGUGAUGGAGGGCCUCCGGGCCGAGUUUGGUGGUCCGGAGAUCGAGCCCCACAUUCCCGUUGUGGGGUCCAUUCGUAUGGCACAUGAGGAUGUGCUCAACGAGUUUACGAAUUAUCUGCAGUCUCGUGUAAUUUCAGGGUACAAAGCUGAAGUUAGUCGGUUGGUUUUUAGGAGUUCUUAUUACCAGUGUGUUUCCCUCCUUGUUGAUUCAUCAUUUUCAUGCAAGAACUAUGAGAUAACACAAAGAGCUCUAAACUGCAACCAAAUAUUUGGUUUCUGCAAUCGAGUUAGGCCACAUUUGAGCCUCCUUUAUGGGUAUCUGACCGAAGAAGAGAAGAGAAGAAAAAAGCUGAAGAAAAAGUCAAUAUUCUGGAUGAAAGCAUUACUAGCAUGAACUUCCCCAUAACUCGACUUGCACUGUACAAAAUUGACUACAAAGAUACAACUCUCAAAUCUUGGGAAAAGAUUGCUGAAUACCCCUUCCUAUUCGAUUGAUGGGUCAGUGCCAAGGUAUGAAACUAUGUUACUAGCUCAAGGGUUUAGUCAAUAGCAGGGACUUGGAUGACACAUUCAGUCCUAUUGUAAGACCUACCACAGUAAGGUUGGCCUGGUUCUGGCUCGUGCAGCUACAAAUGUUUGGAAACUAAAAGGAAUCUGGAUGUGAGAGUGCUUUUCUUCAUGGACCAAUAUAAGGAUUUGUUGAUGAGACCAAUCCUCAGUAUUGUCAAACUGCCAGACUUGCUGAAUUCUUAAAAUUUGAAAUUUCUUUGGCUCUGGUCACCCCAUUUAUCAUGCAUUCAGAUUACUAUCUUGUACUUGGCUAGGUUCAUUUAAAUCUUCCAUGUAUGGAUCAAUACUUUUUGGACCCUGUUGAUAUACUGUACAUUGGAUUUCUA